This is a messenger RNA of Linum trigynum, 6785 nucleotides long. The record is from the annotation of a GenBank genome assembly. NCBI's taxonomy places the organism in Eukaryota, Viridiplantae, Streptophyta, Magnoliopsida, Malpighiales, Linaceae.
CAGCAGUUAAAACGACAGUGUUAAAAUGAAAACAAUGUUGUGAAGCUCAACGACAUCGCGGGACAGGGAAACGAUGUUGUUUAAUUAAGAACGACGUCGGGGUGAGAGUUUGACGGCGAGUUAACAAUGAGGGCUGAGUAUUUUAUGGGUAUUUAAAGACGGUGUCGUUUAAUGAGAAGCGAUGUCAUGGAAAAGUAAAACGACAUCGCGGCAGUGGUAAGAGUUCGGCCGAAGGCAGCCCGCCAAGCCUAACGACGUCGCAAGAGUAUAUAAUGACAUUGUUUGAUGGACUAACAAUGUCGUUGGUUAAACCGGGCCCGGGCAGUUGAGUUGGAUCAUAAAACGGCAUCGGUUGGUGAAAGGUGAUGCCGUGGUAUUGGUGAAAUGUAUCGUUACAUGGACAAGGGGGUAAGUCGUUUCGCCAAGUUUCUGCAAAGCAAGAGCGGUUUCGAGGGCACGUGAUUAUCACGCAACAAGGAGGAAGUUACCUGGUCGUGGGAGACAAAGGCGCCAAGGCAGUUACCACGACGGGGAGAAGCGCGAAGUAUAAAGAUUGGGAAGAGAGAGAGACUGGAGACGGCAAAAUCAAAUCACAAACUGCACCUACGCAGAUUUAUCUUUUUCUCUCUAGUUCGUAGAACUUCUCUGACAAAGACCUCCUUUGCAGAGUCGUAGUAGUUGUAGUCGUAGUUGCGGAGCUCUCCAGAGGAACCUCCAUAGGAGUAGAGGUAACGUAACUUAGAACACUCCCGGUUUGGUUUCUCGUUUCUCGUGAACACCCUCGUUCGAACGUAGUUUGGAGAGGUGGUGAACCGAGUAACGGUUGUUUGAUUAGAGGUCAAAGGUGCAUCGAUCAAAUCAACAACGCCGAUACCGGCGGCGGAUAUUUGACGAUCGUCUUGGUUUCUACUUUAAUCGAUCAAAUCAACGACGCCGAUAUCGGCGGCGGAUAUUUGACGAUUUUGCUGACUUUGGGUUUUUUGUUUCCUUGAAAUCAGAGCGCAUUGAACGCGCGAGUUUCACCAACGAAACAAAUUGGCACACCUGGUGGGACCCGUGUGUUCGGAUGGCUCCGCGAAGGAAGAAUCACGAGGGCGAUCUUCCACCAACUUCAGUGGAGGAAGAGCCAAUGGUCAAUGUAGAGACUGACCAGAGUGGCGGUUCACACGGCGGUGCGAGCAGCGACGCCGGAGGGGAAGUGCCAGCAGUGGCGCAAACUGCCAACCAGGGUGAGAUAACACGCAUGCUUCGCCAAGUCAUGGCUGAUAACCAACAAGUAAAACUUCACUUAGCCUCUUUGGAUGGACGUCUUGAUGGUCUUAGUUCUCGGAUUGAUAGACGUGUUAGCCAACUGGUUGAAGUCGUAGAUAAAAACAGAAUGGAUUUUGAAAGUAACAGACGUGAUUUUAAUGAUUUUAGAGAGUUUUUGAAUAGGCCAGUGCCGCAAACAAGGGCUUUGCCGUUAAGCGGUGAGAAUCCGUUACACAACGACACUGGCACCAAUAGCUUUCCGGUCAAUGGCGGCCGAGAUACUCAGCCGAGACAGGGCGUUUCGCCAACACCGGUGGUGAACCCAGCAAGUCCGUCGAGAGUAAAUCUUGGCGAGACCAGUACUGCGGCUAACACUCGUGUUGAGCCGCCACCAGUGCACAAUGUGGGUCCACAAAAUAUUCCGGAGGCCAGACCCUACGUGGCUCCGAUGAGCGGUGCUGGUGGUGGAGGAACGAUCAACAAUGAUCAUGUUCCGCCACGCGGCUACCCACAAAACGUGCCUCCUCCUCCAAACGGGCUUGGCAUGGAUCCGGGUGGAUUCGUGCCACAAGGGGGGAAACUCGGGGGGCAAGACGUUAAUGCGAUUCGAGAUCAAGUAGCACAGAUGCUGGCGGAUCAGUUUGGUUUAGGGAUUAGACCAGCGAUGCCGCCGGUGUAUCGAAAACCAUAUCCGGAUUGGGUUGAUAGAUAUUACCCCUUUCCACGUGGUUUUCGCGUGCCUGAUUUCAUCACCUUCAGCGGGACUGGGGAUCAGUCCACUGUCGAGCAUGUUGGACGAUUCACGGUUCAGUGUGGUGAUGUGAGUGAUUUCUUGAAGUUGCGUUUGUUUGGCAACUCGUUGACCGGCCCUGCAUUCGCGUGGUACGUCAACUUGCCAUCAAACUCAGUUCAAACUUGGCAGCAAAUGGAACAAAUGUUCCAUGCCCAGUUCUACCGUUCUGAGCCAGAAGUGACAAUGGCAGACUUGGCACGAAUGCGCCAACAGCCAGGAGAAACGGUGGAACAUUUCUUAACUAAUUUUAAAAAUGCAAGAAAUCGCUGUUUUGUGAACUUGACAGAACGCGAGUUUGUUAAACUUGCCCAGGGUGGAUUGAAUUUUGAACUUCGUAAAAAGUUUCAAGAUAGGGAGUUCUCCGAUCUGUUUCAAUUGAUGUCCUGCGCUGUUAGAUAUGAAUCUCUUCUUCAUGAAGAAGAACAUAAGAGAAGUGGUUCUCGUGGACAAUAUUUCCCUAAUUUUGAAAACUAUGGUGUGAAUAACGUCGGCAGCGAUGUUGAUGAGGUUGAAGUUGACUUGGCCGAGAUCGUGCAGGGGAAGCCAUAUGUGUGUGCUUCUCUGGCCAAGGCCGAUGGGGAACCACAAGGUGGAAAGCCCAAUCGUGCUCCAAUUCAAACUAGGAAAUAUUCCUUUGAUGUUUCAAAAUCAGAAUUGAUUUUCGACCAACUUUACAAAGAUGGUCAAAUUAAGUUAACUGGGGGGCAUACUAUCCCGUCAGCUGAAAAAUUAAAAGGGAAACGAUACUGUAAAUGGCACAACAGUGCAUCUCAUUCAACUAACAUGUGUGUUGUGUUUCGCAAUGUGGUGCAGGAUGCAAUUGAGAAAGGUCGGUUCAAGUUCCCAGAGCCGAGGAAGGAGGCCAUGAUUGUUGACACAGACCCUUUCCCAAACGUGGUCAGUGUCAACAUGGUCAACCCCGAUUUCUCUAAGCUCAACGUGCCGCGCUUCAAGCUGGUGGUGGAUACAACGCCACCGCCGAGUGGUAGUUCUGAUGUGGCCCAGGGAGCUUCAUCCUCCCAAGUGCAGGAGGGGCCACGCUUGGACCCAGUUGAGGAAGAGAAACUGUGUGCCCAGUGUCGUGGAAAGCUGAACAUUGGGGGAGCAGGACCGAGCCAGACGGUCCAUCAGAGAUUGGGACCACGACAGUUCAAACCGAGGUACCCUUCAUAUGAACGCAGUGUCGAGGGAGUACGUGCACCUGCAUGGGGAAGAGGGCAACGUAGGCUGUGGGUUGCUCAAAGUGCCCCACCUUUCAAAAGUCUGCCUUUUGGACUUGCCCGACCGGUGAGAGGUGCCCCACCUGUCAGGAGAACUUUCAGGAUGCCAAAUGUGCCACAGGGUGGUUGGCACACCUACGAUGUCCGUCGUCAGCAGCCUAUCGCCGUUGACCAAAUGACAAGGACGCAGUAUCGAAGGUACCUCCGCAAAAAUGCUCAAGGAAGGAGGAUUGCAAGCUUGCAAGCAAAUGUGAACGUGGAUAACUCUACCACGGGUCUGAGAGUGACUGUGGCCGGUGCUGGAAAAGUUGUAGAGGACAAGCGGGACGGGAACGAGCAAGGAGUCCCGGGAGAUGUUGAGUACGAUGCUGAAGUGGAUGACUCCUUUAUCGAAGAGGAGAUGCUGGAAUUGGAGGAGCCAAAGUCGAAAUUUGAUCGAAAGAAUAAGGAUGACGAUGAUGACAACCAAGGUCCUCCCAUGACGAUCCAGUUUGGAAGCCUACCACCAGUGGUGGUGAACAACUACAUCUUGCCAUUGAUCUUCCACAUUGAUUUGGAAAAUCAGGGAGAGGAUGGCGAGGUCGUGAUGGAGGUUGAAGAAUUGGACGAAGCUGCUCAGGAGGUCAACGUUGCUGAACUAGUGAGCGGUUUCGCUCAACUGACUUUAGAGGAGGAGAAUGAGGAGCCAGCGGCGGCAGAGCUAGUUGGCGAGUCUGCGGAUCUGCCAAUCGAGGCUGAGCCGUGGAGUGCAAUGAUGGCUCGCACGAAUGGUCGAAUUGACUUGGCAGUAGAGUCAGCCAAACAGAACAAGAGUUCGCAGCGAAUCCUGAAAGAACUGUACGAAGCUGGCCACAAAGCUGUUGGGCUACUGGGCGAAGAUGGAGGAAGAUAUCCUUUUUACGUGUUAUAUCAAGGCCCGAAAGAGUCAACCAGUGUGCCAGUGGAGAACAUCACAUGGGGUUCCGACUUCGACGAGCUGGAGAAACCUCUCCGAGCUGCAGAAUCAAAAGGGAAAGCCGUGGAUGAGGGAACCACGGGUGAGGAAUCAAACAGGGUCGUUGUUUUCAACGAGCCCGAGCCGAAGAUGAUGCGUCAUUUGAGACCUCUCUACAUCAAGGCCACACUUGAUGAUGUACCAAUGUCGAGGGUCUUGGUUGACAAUGGUGCCGUAGUAAAUGUGAUGCCAACAAGGAUGCUGAAGAAGUUGGGCAAGAGCACUAAUGACCUGAUCCCAACAGAAGUGUUUGUGACAAGUUUCAAUGGCGGGUCCACUUCUGCCAGGGGAAUCCUCCCAGUUGUCGUGGGAGUUGGGUCACAGAAGCGGAUGAGUGCCUUCUUCGUGGUGGAUGGGAUGAUAAGUUACAACGCACUGCUUGGUCGGGAUUGGAUCCACGCCAACAAGUGUGUUCCUUCAUCGCUGCAUCAGUGUUUGAUGCUCUGGAAUGAAGACGAUGUCGUUGAAGUGGUCAAGGCUUACACAAAGCCAUUUGCCGUUGGGGCCAACGUGGCUGAAGCUUAUUUGUCGGAAACGUCCAACGUCAUAGUUUCAAGCGCGAGAGUGUGGAGUAAGGCUUGCUUGAACCACUUGUCUGAAAUUGUGAGACCAUCAAUGCGUGCAUUAGGUGGUCCACCAAAAUCAGAGUAAGCCACCUCAAGAGUGGGUGGAGAAGGCCGAAAUCACGGCCUUGAUAGAGGAGUUGCCGAUCAACGGCGAGGAUGCGAGUAACAAGUUGGGAGAGGAAGCAGAGGCGCUGUCUGCGACAUUGUGGAAGAAAUCAACUUUGGCGGGAAGGAUGACCCACAUUCAACAUUCAUAUUGCCAGCUUGCAUGACUCUAACAGGUACGAGUUAACUAUGAUUCUGAAUGGCUUCAAAGAUUUUUUUACGUAUGAAUGUUUGGAAAUAUAACAUGGAUACGUUGUAAUCAUGUUGUAUAGCCAGUUUGUCGCUUUUUAUUUUAGAUUCAUGCAUGACUGAAUUACGUAGAUGCCAUCGGCGUUGCAUUAACCUAGUCAAGGCUGUUGGUGUAUGGUUGUGUUGGCUAAAUGGUUUGUUUUCUUUAAGCCAGAGUUGUUAAAUAUGGUCCGCCGAUUACUGUGUUGUCGAGAUAGUCACAAUAUCGACCAAGAUUAAACAUGACUUUACUUUUAAUUUUCUUUGAUAAUGGUUGAUUAAGAAAUAAUGACCAAACAUGGCCAUUUUUGGCUAAGCCACGUAGCAGUGGUGCCGCUUUAUUUUUCUUUUCAUAUCAACAACAUUGUUAGGGGGCACGGUGUCGCGGAAGCAAAAGGACUAUGAUGUUAUACCAUAAAAAAAAGAGGUCGGCCAAAACAGCGCUGAUGAGGAAUUGAAAAAGAAGAAGAAAAAAAACAGGAUUGUUUGGACGAUGAACAGUGCUGCUGGAGGUCCUAAGCGCGGCCGCAACGGUAUAAAAUAGUUUAAUUAAAGCCAAAAUUGUUUGGUUUAAUAAGAGUGAAAAUAAUAAAAUAAAAUAUCUCUCAGCGCUGUGGCCAAGCAAUGUCGCGACUGUUGUUGGAGUCUAACAGCUCUGUCGACAAAAGGAGUAGUGUGCGGCCAAGCAGCUCUAAUAUAAAAAAAAUUUAAAUAAUAAAAAAAAGGUAAAAAACAUGUGUGGCCGAGGCGGCUAUGCAGGUAUGAUAAACAGGAAAAAUAGGCCAAAAGAUUUCCGCCAAUUUUUGGUGGAUUGGCGGUUUAAAUUAAAAUUAUUUUAGGUAUUGUGGAUUUUGUCAACAAUUUGGUUCAUAAUUCUUAUAAACCAAAUUGUGGGGGGCAUUUGUUGACACCUAAAAUUAAUUUGGCCUGAAUUAAAUGCCGCAUUAAUUAGUCUCGGCAUUUAAUUCGAUACCGUGGGUAAAAAACGGUGUCGUUUGGAGUUGAGCGGCAUCGCGGAGAGUUAAAACGGUACCGCGAAGCAGAAAAACGGUACCGCAAGGAAGCUCACUGGAAAUGAUACCGAAAAACAAAAGGGGCCGCGCGUGUAGUUGGGUUGGAGAAGGGAGUUUUAUAAUUAAUUAUUACCAUUAUUCCUUGUCGGAAGAGGAAAAUCGGUACCGCAUGGAGAAUUAAAACGGUACCGCAAGGAAGCUCACCAAUACCGCAAGGAAGCUCGACGGUACCGCGACAUGGGAAACGACACCGCUUAAUAUAAAAAAGGGGGGCUGCGCGUGUAGUUGGGUUGGAGAAGGGAGUCUUAUAAUUAAUUAUUUCCUUUAUUCCUUGUAGGAAGGGGAAAAUCGGUACCGCAUGGAGAAUUAAAACGGUACCGCAAGGAAGCUCAGCGGUACCGCGGCACCGGUCAUCAGAAAAUAAAAAAAGGACCGGCGUUUAAUGAAGGUUGGAGGAGGAGUUUUGAUUAAUUAAUUAUUAUUUUUUGGAAGGGGAAAAUCGGUACCGCAUGGAGAUAAGCGGUAUCGCGGAAAGCUAAAGCGGUACCGCGGAUUUAAAAACGGUGCCGCGAGAGCCUGGUAAGCGGUACCGAUUAAUUAAAAAAUCAUAUCGGG